UACAGUUUUCCGUACAGUUUGUGAUGUGUUGACAGUCGGACAGAAGUGUGUAGGUCACGAGAGACUUAUUGCUUGUGAUAAAUGUUUCUUAUAUUGCGUUUUGAUUUUUACGAUCCAGAGAAACUUCAAAGUUAGUCACUGUGAGAACAUAUUUUAGUCCAUUCAGUGAUGGAAGUGGAAGGGCAUUCAAAACUGUUCGAUGGCGAGCAGACUGAAAUAAUUAUCAGGCUUUUUAAAGACAGAAAUGUGAAACAUUUAUAUUUGCAUAUAUUAUUUGCAAUAAUUCGUCUUACUUGAUGUAACGGAAGGAAUGCUCAAUAAAUGCACUCAUUCGUUUUUAAAAUCCGGUUUUCAUUUCAUGGACAGGUUCUUCGUCUGUGAUUGUUUACAUGCUUUAUAGUUGUAACUGCAUUGACUCAAAAGACUGAGGAAAAAGUAUACAUUUUUUGGAGCACUAGCUUUAUUGAUUCAAUUAUGAAGAAGAUGAAAACAUGUUUCUUUUUGAGUACUGCAUAAUUUGUGAGCACUCAUAAUUUAAUGACUAAUUGAUUCACCAGCAGACUUUCAAAAUGGCUGACGAACAUACAACUGAAGUUACAAGAAUGGGGACAAGAAGACAAACAAUGCUGAAUGUGGAGAAAAAUAAGGAAGAACAAAAUGGACAACAAAAUAAUACAGAAAAUGAAUGUGAAGAACCAUUUGCCUGCUGUGGCUGUAACAGAACAUUUAGCACUCAGGCAGGUUGCAAGAGGCACAUGCGUUACUGCCCAGCUGCUGAUGGGUCAUUAUUUGUAGUUGACAAAAGGAACAUUGAUGACUCUAGUGCACAUGAGAACAAUCUAAGAGGCAGACAGAGUUCAGAGGAAAGGGAAGUUGAUAACCCACCAGAAUCACAAGAUGGUGGCAGCCUUCAACAACAGAUGAAUGGUAUGAUGCUGGAUAAAGUAAAUGGUCUUAUAGACGAGACCUCAGCUUUGGGUCCAGGGAAAUGUCAUUGCUGUGGUGAAGACCUUGACACUGCACACUCGGGGGGUGACUUUGAAUGUGUUGACUGUUCUAAAAGCUUCAAGUUGAAGUCUAGUCUGGAGAGGCACAGAAGAGUGAUUCAUAUGGAAGGAGAAACAUACGCAUGUGUAGAGUGUAAUGCAAGAUGUCCAGACAAAGGAACUCUUGCACGGCACAUGUAUACUCAUACUGGUCUGAAACCCUACUCAUGUACACGGUGUCAGAAAACAUUUAGUAGAAAAUAUCAUUUAGAGAGACACGUUUCACAAACAGGCUGUGAUGGGAAGUCAAGGACUAAUUUUCCAUGUCAGGUGUGUGGGCGAAUGUUCAGCCGCAAAGAUAAUUUGAGGCAGCAUCUACGUGCUCAUGCAGGUCAGGUGAUACGCAAGAAGACUUACACUUGUGAACAUUGUCAUCGAGAGUUCCAGGGUGCUACACUCUUGCAGGUUCAUUUGAGGACCCAUACAGGUGAGAGGCCAUAUGCAUGUGAUCUCUGCCCCAAGAGAUUUCCUUCAAGUGGUGCAAUGAAGAAACAUCGACGGAUGCACACAGGCGAGCGGCCUUAUGAAUGCAAGGAGUGCUAUGCCAAAUUUGCAGCACGGGAAACAUUAAAUCGUCACAUACGUACGCACACAGGUAUCAGGCCUCAUAUCUGUCAGUUUUGUGGCAAGAGUUUUAUACAGUCUUCUCAGCUUCGAGCUCACAUCUUCCAUCAUACAGGUGAAAAUGGCUUUACAUGUGUUCACUGCAGCAAGGCAUUCAAUCGCAGAUCUCGUCUUCUUAUGCAUGUGAAAUAUGUUCAUGAAGGUGCAAAACCUUUUGAAUGUGAACAAUGUCCAAAAACAUUUGUUCGAAAGGAAGAUUUGGCUCGUCACACGAUUCUUCACUCAGGUGUAAAAGCACACAAAUGUCCAAUUUGUCAGAAGAACUUCGCAAUGAAAUCUUCAUUGAAGAUACAUCUUCUGACGCAUACAAAGGAACCACCACGUUCUUGUGAUGAAUGUGGGAGAGCAUUCAUUCGACAAGAUUGUUUACUUCGUCAUAUGCGCACCAAGCAUAGAGACAUGCUGGAGGAGAUAUUGGCUGAAACAGAAAAGAAAAAACUGCAACAGCAGCUUCUGGCUGCAGCAGCAGCUCAAGGCACUGGUGGGACUGGUGUGGGUGUGAAUGGUAGUGAGAGUGAUGGGGGUUCUGGUGGCCCUGGUAGCACACCAUCACUCAGUGAAGCUGCUCUCGCUGACUCAGUCCGUGAGCUCCUGGCCCUACUGGUUGAUGAAGCCACUCUAAAGGCUUUUGGAUGGCCGGAAACUCAAGUGGACCAGUUGCUGGAAGCAGUAAUUCGUCGAUGUGGCCAUCAACCUGUUACCUCAGAGGAACUUUUGUACCCAGAUAGACUGCGUGAAAAUGCCAAACUGCUGUUCACUGUUGUCAUAGAUGACUCUGCUGUCAAGACUUUGCUCAACAAUCAGACUGUUGAUGAAGUCAUCUUGCAUGUACUUCGUCUCGCCAAGUCAUAAAAAGUGUGUGUGUGUGUGUGUGUGUGUGUGUGUGUGUGUGUGUUAGUUCCUCUGUCACAGACAUAUUUUCUAUUGAACCAGGAGACACUGAAUUCAUUUCAGUCUUUUGAGAGGUAUAUUUUGAUUGCAUUUGGUGCCUUUGACUGGCUGCUCUUCUUUUUCAUCCUUCUUCAAUAAAGACAUUACAUCCAGAGUUUGAAGUCAAAGAUAUUGUUAACACAGGUGUAGGGGUUCAUUGUAAGAACGUUGCUGUUUGCUUACUACUGGAUCAUAAAGGAUUUAGCUGUAAAGUUUGAGUAAAGCUUUCACAUCUAGUUCUAGUUCCCCCCCCCCCCCCCCCCCCCCCCCCAGACUUGCAUAACAGUUGAUAGUUGCAUUUACUAGUGGAUUUAUCCUCUCUUUCUUAUACUCAAAUCAUUCACAUUUACACCAUUCAGUUGAAAACUGCAUUCCACUGUAUAAGAUUAAUUAAUUAUAAUAGCCUUGUCUUCUGUUUCCUCCAUUAUGUAAAAUAAUUUGAUUAACUAAUUAGUUUCUGCAUGGCGCAAGGGAAUAUCUGUUUGGCAUGAUCAAAAAUUUCUGUCGAAUUCAGAUGUAAUCAAGAGAUGCUGCCAUUCUCAGGCCUGCACAGUUGCAGAGAACACGCAUAUUUGUAAUGAGACUGGUGUAGAUUAUCUUGAGGGACCAUGAAAUUCAUUAAGUUUCUUCCUUCUGAAUAAAAUAGUAAAUCCUAUUUUCAUGAAUUUCAAUUACAGUUUGAGAAUACUCAUUGCCUUGACUGAUACAGAGAGCCAAGUGACAACUAGGAGCACUAAUAGGGAAUAAAUUUUCUUGUAAAAGAAAAUCGUGACAAAAGAUAUGACCAUAUUUUUGUAUAUGAAAGAUGAAAUGUAAGAUAUGAACUAUUUUGUAAAUUACUCAACUGUCACUUUUACAAAUAUCAAGUAUUUUUAUGCUUAAGUGCACUGUGUAAAUCCAGUUUUCUCAAAUUAGUGGCACUUCCUUAUAACAUUGUUACAGGCACAUGUGAAACAGCAGUAGACAAAGAUUUGUAAUGGUUGUUUGAGAGAUUAGAAUAUAUUUUUAUAGCCUGUAUUUUUACUUUGAAGAACUUUCAUUAUUACAUUUAUUAUAUUCUCCUUGCAAGUUUUUCUUCCAUGAAUGAUGCAAUAAUCAUUUAAGGUUGGGAAGUAAAUGUAUAUUUUUAAAUGCAAAAAAUGCUACUUUUCUGUAUGUUAAGACAGUAAAAUAGAUUUUUAUGGAGAAGAGAUUGGACAGUGACAUCAAUAGUGUCAGAAUAGGAGAUGUUAACCCCAGCCUUACAAGAAUUACUUUUCAUUAUUGAGAGAUAUUUUGAGGGAAUGAAAGUGUGGAACAUAUUUUUUAGAGAAAUGUUUUAUAUUUGCAAUGUAUAUGCUUCCAUGUUAUAGUACUUACUAUGUAAUAAGUAUUUAGAGUGUGUUGUUAAUGAGCAGUCACCGUGAAAUCGAGCAGUUGGGUAUAUAUUUGUGGAGAGUAAGACUGCUGGCUUUUUUUAAAUAUCCAUUUGAUACAGGUGCUGCUUUACAAGUGAUUGCUGGAUACCCCAAAGCACGUUAACUUGGGAAAGUAACUUUCUCGCAAAUAUUAUAGUAAUAAAUUUUUCCUCAUGGGUAACACACUGUACUGUGUGAUACAUGACACAUGCAUAUAUUUGUAUGUUGAGUUGACUUGCUUUUUAGAUAUGCAAUUUGCACACUGAUGAAAACUGAAACAUUAAGCUGCUUAUUUGUCUCAUAUAAAUUGGAUCCAAAUACACACACACACACACACACACACACACACACACACAGAGAGAGAGAGAGAGAGAGAGAGAGAGAGAGAGAGAGAGAGAGAGAGAGAGAGAAUUGCAUAAGUAGUUAAAGAUUAACCAAAUGUUGGUUCAUUGUUCACUUUCCUUAUGUAUGAAUUGAACACAAUCAACUGGCUCAUUUUCAGUGAACUGGUGAAAGUAGUGAAUAACUUCCUACCUCCUCCUUAACCUAACCUAACCUUGUCUUUAAAAGUAAGAGAACUUCCUCUUGAAUACCUCGAGGUAUCUCUUCGUCUUCACAUGAUCUGUGUGAAAAUAGGCUGUACUGUUGCAGGUUGCAUUGCCUGCAAAGGACAAGAACUAGAACCAUUGUCAGAAAUUGUUAGAGGUUGAUGUGUGUAAUAUGUUGGUUCAGUAUCAUUAGUAAUAAUUUUGGGUAACUGACAAGGUUGGGAAAACUGGCAUGUUUAGAGAUUAUUUCAUGAGAAAGAAGUUUUAUUAAAAAUCAGUGUGUAACUGUUAAAAUUUUAUGUAUGUUUGGUAUAAUUCUGUUGUGUGUAGAGUUGUGUUUCUUUAGUUUUCACUAUUUGGUUCUCUCAGAGCUUCCCACAAAUGGAUAUGACUGUUAAACUGUUUUCUGUUCUUUUAAGAAUUGGGAGUGCAGCUUCCACUUGACAGUUGAAAAUUUGACCAACCUCUGUUUAAGCAAUAGUCUCAGCAUUGUGUUGUAGUCUGGAAUGUUGUUGCAUUUUCAUAACAGUUUCUGCUUUUUAUAGAUUUACUUUGUAUUAUGCCGGCUUUGGUUAAAUGCACUGUGUUGUACCAAUAAUGCUUCUCUUGUCUGUUGAUGUUUAUUACAGUUUGAACCCACAAUUACUUUUCUAACAAUUUAGCAAUGGUAUGAGUGGCACAAAAUGCUCUUUUUCAUAAAGUGUGUUCAGAUCACUUGUCUAGAUACUUGGUGCACUUGUGACUUCUGUACUUCAUCAGUCGUAUGUAUUGUCUUGGGCAUUUUAUCAAGAAGCUACACCGAAGUCAUGACAUGCAAUUUCCAUGCAAGACAAAACAUUGCUAGUGCUCUGAUUAAGCCCCCCCCCCCCCCCCCCUCCUCUGUAUAUCAUGAUGUACAUAUCAGGCAGUAUUUUUACUCUGUUCUCACAGUUACUUGAGUAACUUUUAUAAUCCUCAUAGUACAUCAUGGAAUCUAUCCUGCCUCUUCUACCAACUGAGAAAGAUAAGGACUGCAUAGUAAGUUGCAGAAAUUAAGGCAGUGGAUUAAUAGAAUUGAAAUUCAUGUAGCUGUUUUCUGCCUUCAUCGUUCUGCCUCCAAGGUAGUGCUCCAUUUCUAAAUGCCAAUAAUACCAGCGAACUAUUGAACUUAAACCAUCAGUGUUUUCUUCUGUGUUGUGGUAAAACUGUAUCAUAGAGUCAGUCAUGGUUGUUGGGACCCCUAAUGCUCAUGUGAAGUAAAGUUCACACUCCAUGGAUUACCGAUUUCUGAUGAGAAGAUUUAAUGACCAUUAUUCUUCAGAUUACUUUGAAUGAUUUCCACAGCUUUUAUAAUCACAAUGAUUUACAUGUGAUUACAUAUUUCAAUGGUCUGCAGUGGAAAUACUUUCAUUUGAUUAUUUUGAUAUUUCUUAAUUAUCUGUGGACCAUCACUUUCUGUUACAUCCCAUUUGAGUAAAGAGUGUGGCUGAUUUUAUGCUGUAUUGCUUAAUCGUCUUUGCAUUUCUCUUCCUCUUCUUGUACUCUUUUUUUUCUUUGGACAAACAAAAUUGUUCUGAAAGCAUUACAUCCAUCUUUUUAAGGAGCUUUCAUUCUUCGUUGUGGGAUACCAGUUUCAUAUACAUACAGGUAAUGGAUAAUAUUUUUGAUAUUAGUUGUUGAUUACUUCAUCCUUUUAUUGCCAGGUACAGUGUGCAUCCAUUCUUUAUGUUGCAAAUCAUUGAUUCCAUCUUGCACCAAACCAUUCCUUGUAACAGCACAAUAACUGACAGCUAAGAAUUCAUGUAAUUGAAAUUCCCCAUAGAAUACAUGGUAUUGCAUGAUGUAUGAGUUUCUUUUCCAUUCUUGACAGUUGCUUAGGUUGUAGAUGCUUAUGUAAAAUUUAGGUUCUGCUAGAUUUUAACAAAGUUACUAAUUUGGCAAGAGGAUACAAUAGGUAUUUUAAAGGAGAAAAAUGGGUGGGGUGAUAUACUAAACCACCAACUCAGAUUAAGUACAUAGAGAAUAAGCAUCUUCAAGAAAUGAAUUCUAAAAGGAAGAAAACUGUCAGUUGUAGGUAGGCCUGUGUUACUCUGCUAAGGAUCUUAAUCAAAUAUUCACACAUUCACCCUAGUACAACUCUCACUCAAGUGAAUACUGUCUCAGGGUGCUGGUGCCUGACUGUGACUGUGUCUGUCAGAGCAGCAGUCUCUGCCAGAAGCAGUCACAGUCAGGCUCCAUCAUUCUGAGACAGUGCCCAUGUGUGUACGAGUUGUGCUUGUGUGUGUGUUUUAUAUGACAGAAGAACUUAGAAAGCUGUAAUAUUUUAGCAGUUGUCUUCAUUGUGCCUGUCUACAAGUCAGUACCUCGUCUGUUGUGAUGAGUAGUAAUAAGUCCUUUCCAUAUUGCUGUUAUUCCAUCCUUGACUUGCUAUUAUUUGAUUAUGUCAAAACUUUGUGAAAACUUUGACAGUGUCUGGGGUAUAUUUGUCUUAUGUUUUAUGAAAGUUAUAAUGUGGGCUUAGAUUUUGUAAAGGAUUUAUCAAAGAACUUUUACAGUGUAAUAUUUGCCUUAAUGUAUAUAAUCAUACAUAAGAGGUUCGAGAGUAGAUGAUAAAGAAAUUAUUAAUGUUUUCAUUAUUUCAAUUGUAUGUGUUCCCCCCAACUUCUCUCUCUCUCUCUCUCUGUGUGUGUGCGUGCGUGCGUGUGUGUGUGUGUGUGUGUGUGUGUGUGUGUGUGUGUGUUUGUGUCCAUCAAAUUUGUAGGAAAAGUAUUUUAUGGAAUGAAGUAGAAGCAACUGAUGGAGAUGAAAUAUGUAUAUUAGAUCAGAAGUUACGCUCAUUACUUUUAUACUGUUCUAAAUCUUUUGUGAUAUAGAGAACACUGUGUUUUGUUCCAGUGCAUAGUGUGUUAUUUUUAGAGAAAUGUAUUUACUUUAGGUGUAAAAUAAGGGAUAAAAGUGCCUUCUCUUUCUCCGAAUAGUUUUUGUAUGUACUUCCUGGUGACACUUCUUUGUGGCUGAUUAUAUUCAUAUUUUGUAUAUUGUUGUUCUUUAUACAGAUUUUUUAUUUCAUUCAUAAUUCAAAAUUUUGUUGGGUGCCUAUGGUUGAGAGAGAGUACAUUAAAAUAUGGAUAUGAAAAACAAAGUGAGAUGCCCUAAGUUUUUGUCCUCUAUAUUUCUUUGGUAUACCUUCUGUGUACUAGCAGAAUUAUGUCAUGAAUGCUGUGUUCAGAAUUCUGUUGUAUUACUCUGGUUUCUUGUAGUCAUGUUAAGUGUGAUGCCUAAUUUCAUGUGUAAUUUAGUCAAGUACUACACAGUUUUGAAUGAUGUACACUCCAGUAUUUAUUCAUUGUAGAAAUGUUUAUUUGAAUACUUAAUUAAACUUGCUUUCUAUUUUAUUACAGAA
This is a messenger RNA of Schistocerca gregaria, 7927 nucleotides long. RefSeq names its product gastrula zinc finger protein XlCGF57.1-like. The transcript is spliced from 15 exons. The record is from RefSeq and is a predicted model, not a curated record. Gene Ontology annotation, molecular function: DNA-binding transcription factor activity; RNA polymerase II cis-regulatory region sequence-specific DNA binding. Gene Ontology annotation, biological process: regulation of transcription by RNA polymerase II. Lineage: Eukaryota; Metazoa; Arthropoda; Insecta; Orthoptera; Acrididae. The coding region runs from base 570 to 2522 and encodes 650 amino acids.